This is a messenger RNA of Etheostoma cragini (Arkansas darter), 1248 nucleotides long. Its product is annotated as stress response protein NST1-like. The record is from RefSeq and is a predicted model, not a curated record. Lineage: Eukaryota; Metazoa; Chordata; Actinopteri; Perciformes; Percidae. Bases 381 to 1226 code for a protein of 281 amino acids. The transcript has 2 exons.
UAAGAUUUGCUGAGGAACGAGAAAGACAGUAUGCCGUGGUGAUGAGGCGUAGAGAGGAGGAAGCUCUGAUACAAGACCAGAAGAAAGCUUCUCAGAAACAGAUUAACAUCCAGUCUGUGAUAAACUAUCGCAGUGAGCAAAUCAAGAAGAAGCAACAGCUGAGAGACGAAGAGAGACAGAAGAAGAAGGAAGAGAGAGAUCUACUACGGGGCCUUUCUGCCUUGCAUGAACAGGAGCUAAGACAUGAGCAAGAGAAAGAAGUGGAGUCACAGAAAAGACUUUUGCAGCUUUGACAAAGGGAAAUCUCCAGUAAAACCCUUGACGGAGUAAAGGAGGCCCAGAAAGUGGAGGAGGACAAAAGACAACGUGUUCAGGUUGACAUGGAAGAAAAGCUGCAGCAAAGAAAAACUGACCAAGCUGAAAAGUUCAAAAAGCUUCAGGUACCAAAACAAAUUGUUUAUCAAAAACUGGCAGCCAGUAAAAAGAAGCAGGCUGCCACAUCGAGCCGUAAGGAGCUGGAGAAAUUAGCCAGGGUAACGGCUGAGCAAGAUGAUAAAGUGGCCAAGCAGCUAAAGGACAAGGAGGAGAGUUGGACUGCCAUGCUUAAGACUAUUUUCUCUCACAGACACAAAAAGGUAGAGGAGAAAGAGCAAAAGAGGAAGGAAGAGCAACGGAGCAAACUGGACUUGUUUCAGGCCCACAAAGUGUCUGAGAGGUUGUUUCUAGAAGAGAAGAAACAAAAGGCUAAGAGUAUCAAUGACAAUCACAUCACUUGUCGAGGCACUAAUGCCAGCCUGAUGGCUGAAAAACACGCUCGUCUCCAACAGCUGAAAAGACAGGAUUGUGAAGCUGCACGAAAGCAAGCAGAACAGAUUGCUGAGGGGGACAAACUAGUCCAGCAGUAUGUCCAACGUGAACUUCACAAGGCUGCAGACCAAGAUGUUCAGCAACUUUUAGCUGCAAGCAAACGAAGACAUGGUGUCCUUUCUAAGAGGGGGGAGCCCAGCUUCUUUGGUGUAGGAAAUGAAGAACCAUUGCCCAGAUAUGGUACUGACCAGACGUGUUUUAUAAAACGUUAUCAAGAGCGCAACAGCCUGCAGCUCGGCAUGGAUACGGAGCCUGUUCAUCUGCCCCCCAUUACCAGAGCAGCCCAGCAGAAGUCAGCAGAGAAAGGGUCCCGCUACCUUUCAAAAAGUUUGUGUGUAGCUUUGCCCAGAUUGAUUUAAAUUAAACAACGCCAGGAGUGCA